UAUUAAAAAAAUAUAACUUUUCGGGAGGUUUAAAGUUCGUUCAUUGCGCAUGCCCGCAAUCGACAGCCAUUUUGACUGGAAAUUCAGAACAAAUUUAGUGAUAAACAUUGGAACUAAAGGACAAACUUAUAAAAUGACGACCUUUUGGUUGGGCUAGAGUACCUGAAACAGAUCAGUUUUAAGAUUCUCAUAACAGUAAUUCGAAUGAGGAUCAAAGAACACCAUAAAUUUUUUUUAAACACUGGCAAUUGGCCGUGUACACUUUUGUAAGAGAGAGUGACGAGCGUCAUGCCGUCACUCCCAAAACCUGGUAAUCUUAAAGACCCAGAAGUUGCUGGACUUUUUUGCAAUGAAGAUCCGGAAAGGUUCUUCGAGGAUUUGCGAGAAAUCGGCCAUGGAAGCUUUGGGGCCGUAUAUUUUGCUCGUAAUGUGGCCACCAAGGAAGUUGUGGCCAUCAAAAAGAUGUCUUAUAAUGGAAAGAGCAGCACAGAUAAAUGGCAAGACAUUAUAAAAGAAGUGAAAUUUUUGCGUCAGUUGAAACACAAAAAUACCAUUGAAUACAAAGGUUGCUACCUUAAAGAGCAUACAGCAUGGCUUGUGAUGGAGUAUUGCUUAGGUUCAGCAUCAGACAUAAUAGAAGUUCACAAAAAGCCACUAAGAGAAGUGGAGAUAUCAGCUAUAUGUCAAGAUGCUUUAGAAGGACUGGCCUAUCUCCAUAGUCAGUCUAAGAUUCACAGAGACGUCAAGGCAGGAAAUAUUUUACUUACAGAAAAUGGAACAGUUAAAUUAGCUGAUUUCGGUUCAGCUUCCUUCAUCUCUCCUGCCAACUCAUUUGUGGGCACUCCUUAUUGGAUGGCUCCAGAAGUCAUAUUGGCCAUGGAUGAGGGGCAGUAUGAUGAUAAGGCAGAUAUCUGGUCGCUUGGCAUCACAUGUAUAGAGAUGGCUGAGCGUAAGCCACCCCUCUUCAAUAUGAAUGCCAUGAGUGCUCUCUAUCACAUUGCACAGAAUGAUUCACCAACAUUAUCAGGUGGUGACUGGCAAGAUGAGUUUCAUAAUUUUGUUGAUGCUUGUCUACAAAAGAUUCCUAAAGAUAGACCCUCUGCCACUCAGUUAUUGUUGCAUCCAUUUGUCCGCAAGACUCGACGAUCAGAUGUAAUACUAGAACUAAUUCAAAGGACAAAAGAGGCAGUUAAACAACUAGACAAUCUUCAGUAUCGACGACUCAAUAAAUUAAUUAUGAAUGGUGAAGGCAAUGAUGAAAGCUUGCUGGAAGGUUCUAGAGCAGAUGAAGCAAUCAUUCCAGAUGACAAUUCAUCACUGGAUGAUGAAAGCAAGUCUGACAGUCUGCCUAGUCAGCACAGUAACACAGCCAGUAGCCAGAGUAGUGUUGCUAGCCAGCCCAGCCAGAAUGAUGACCCUAUAUCCUUUGGAUUACCUAGACAGUCACCUGUGACAGUUCAGUUGCGUUUACAGGGCAGUGGAGGUGGUGGUGGUGGUUUUGAGUGGCCCUCUUUUCCUCAUCGGAGUGCCUCCUACAGCCCUUAUCUGGCUUCAAAGGCUUCUGGUGGUAGCCCUAGAGGUUUUGAUCCUAAUAUAGCCAGCAACUUUGCAACCAUUCGUACUACCUCCAUAGUCCAGAAACAAAUCAAAGAGCAUGAAAGAACUAAUGACUACAGAAACUUCACCGUAUAUAAAAGAUUGAGGAAAACUCACCAAAAGGAGUUGCAGAGUAUGGAGUCAAGGUUUAAAGCUGAAAUGGAUGAACACAAACAGAAGUUAGACAGAGAGUAUGAUAAUUUGAGGCAGCGCUUUUUACGUGAACUGGAUAAGCUCAAAAUUCAGCACACAAAUGAGUUGGACAAACAGUCAAAAGGUAGUCAGGCUCAAGAAAAAAAGUUUCUGCGAGAUGUCCAGCAGAAUCAUGACACAGAAAGGAAAAGUUUAGCUGAACAGAUGAAGAAAAAUUACAAAUCUGAUAAGGAAAAGAUCAAAAAGCAGAACUUGGACACAGGUACCCCUAGAAAAGAAAGAGAGGAUGCCAUGAAAUCUUUCAAAGAUGCUCUGACACGAAAAAAGAGGGAUGCUGAAUUCCGUCUAGAGAAGCAUCAGAAGGAUACUUUAGAACUUAACCUUCGGUCUUUCAAACGCAGAAAACUUCUGCAGUACCAUAAACUUGAGCAAAAAUUAUUGCUUGAGGAAAUAGGCCAGAGGCGAGCACAGUUGGAGUAUGAACAUUCUAUGCUCGUACGUCAUCAUGAAUCUACUCAGGACUUGGAGUACAAGCAUCUGGCUGCACUUCAGAAAAUGAAAGAUGAACAGCUGAAAAAGCAGCAUGAGACAGAGCGAGAGAACCAGACAGCUUACAACCAGUUUGCUGAAGGGGAACUCAGAAAGAAGCAUGCUCUGGAAGUCAAACAGCAACCAAGAAGUCUUAGAGCCAAAGAAGUUCAAAUCCGUAAACAAUUUAAUGAAGCUGUUAAAACUCAACAGCGUCAGUAUAAGGCCCUAAAAGAUCAUAUACUACAGAAUACUCCUAAAAAUGAACAGAAAACUGUGGUCAAAAAGUUAAAAGAAGAACAGAUGAGGAAGUUGGCAGCUCUUGGUGAUCAGUAUGAAGCCAGCAUUGCAGAAAUGUUGCAGCAACAAAAUGUAAGACUUGAUGAAACGCAGUUGGCUGAUGCCAAUGAAUUAAAGAACAGAUUGCAGCAAGAGCUUGAGCUGCUCAUAGCCUACCAGAGCAAGCUCAAGAUGCAAGCUGAGGCCCAACAUCAACGGGAAAGGAAACUUUUAGAGGAGCGUGUCUCUCUAAGGCGAGCAUUAUUAGAACAAAAGAUGGAGGAAGAGCGUGCCCAUUUUGAUAGGGAUGAGCAGGACAAGUGUAGGGCUCUCCAGGUUAGGCACAGAGAGGAAUUAGAAACAUUUGACAUUGAGACAACUCGAAUGGGGCUCAACACACUAGAGGUGACUCAUCUAUCUGAGGAGCAGGUGGACGAUGACAUCAGCAUACGUGGCAGCAUGCUCAGCUUGAGUGGGAGCUCAUCCAGCAAUUCUUUUACAUCACACACACCCUUAUAACAGUAGCUGGCACCUCCUACAGCUCAGCACAUUAUGCUAGACCCAAUCAUUCUUUUCAAUUUGUAUUUCUUAGGUCAACAUCCCUGGCACUUCCACACAUAGAAACUACAGCAUUGUUUUUUUUUCAAUGCUUUCAUAGUAGUAGUUCUAAAAUGAUGGUCAGCUGAUCCCUAUUUUAUUGAAGGCUUUGUAGGAGUUUUUUUUUUUUUUUUUGACUGUCAUGAAAGUAAAAUCCCAAAGUCUUGGGUUCAAGACAAUUAGUUUUAAGAACCUCUUGCCUCAUUUGAACUUCAGUUUUCUUGUCUACUGUUAUAAUGAUAUUGUAUGUCUGUAUAUAAAUAAAUAAUGUAUAAACCUUCACCUCCUCAUCAUGGAAGACCAGAGUAUUAACUGACUCUGACUUUAGGAUGGAUCAAUCAAUGUUGUGUGAAUGGUGGAGUAUACAGAAGUGCUGCUGAAUGAAAGGGUUUUACAAAUGAAUUUUUUUUAAGACAUGACUUAUGUAUGUAAGAACAAUGAGAAAGAGGUCACAUUUUAUUGUACAUGUAAUCUAAAGCAAUGUCAGAAAGUAUGAAUAAAAGAUAAUAAUAAAGGUUUCUAAAAUAAUCUUACCAGAAUAACAACUGCUUGUCUUACUGGACUUCAAAGUUUGUUGCAAGACAAGUUGACAUUUUUAGGAAGGUUUUUAAGUUGGAAGAUUUUAAAUGCAUUCAUUUUUUGUCCUUGUAAGGAAUAAGUUGACUGUAUAGAGCAGCUAGAGGAAAGUGUUUUGUUUGUUGACUCAAGCAAUGACCUGAUGUGACCACAUUGACUUUAUGUCAGUUCAUUGUAUUGAGUUGGAGUGCACAAAUCUGUUGCAUCAUCCCAUGGUGUGUAUGGAAUGUAAUCCAGUAUUUCUACAGUGAUAACCUAGACACUCCAUUUCCUGGAAUUCACUCCCAUUACUUUUGUUAGUGUAUAGCAACCAACAGAAUAACUUUUGAGUUCAAUUUGGUAAGAAAAAUGAAUUUUUUAUAGAACAAAUUAAAUUCAGAAUUGGGAAAAAAAUAUUCAAUGCUACAGGUUAAAAUAAUUUGUAUUCACUAAAUCCUAUUGUUCUUUCAACACACAAAUGGUAUUAAAGCAAUAAGUAGCAAAACCUAAUUUUCACAAACCAUUUUCUAGAUAAUCCUUAUUUUUCAAAAAUGUAUUUUUGUGCCAAAUGUUAAAUUGGUCAACCAGCAUUCUUCUAAAAUUCUCGUCAUAUUGCAGUUCUCUCACCUUAGUCCCAACCAAAACUAGUUUGCCAGUGUUUCUUACACAAUGUUCUACUUAUGACCCAUGUCUGUUUUUUGAGUUUCUAAUUUGGAGCUAUGUGCAUUUGAAUGCUCUGGCCUGUCUACUUCUAAUGGCCCUCACACUUCAUUUCCCUUCCCUUCUGAUUGUAUUCUCAGAUGUUUGAUGAGACAUUGAAUCUGUGCUCUAUAUUCUCAUUAUCCUCAAUGUUUCACUGGCCAAUAGAAGUCUAUGGAUUCCAAUGUUAAAGAUUGAGCACCAUACUUGUCUUUGCAUUAUAAAUAUCUAGUCCAUCUGGACUAGAAGAAAUCUUUGCUAGUAGUUUUGUUUUUGUUUUUUUUAGUGUAGUCUUGAUUUACUUGAUCUCCAGUUAGUUUUCUAUUAGUAUUUCAAGUUCUCUCUUGUGUCCCUGAGACACUAAACGACUUAAUAUAGCUAUUUGACCAUGAACAAAAUGUUCUAGACAUCAAGGAAUGCAGUUGUAAAGAUUUACUAGAGAUCUCAUCAAGACAGUAGAGAUCUCCUCAAGACUCAUUGCUCCUGUUAUGUUUGUUUUGUACUCAUUGUGUUGAUCAUGACAUCACCCAAACAUAAACUGUUUACUUUUUUUUUUUUUUAAUUUGCUUAUAUUUGGUUUUUAAUUUCUCCUUAUAUCCAUACACUUGUAUCCAACCUAUAGGCUUUUUUUGUUGGACUUAUUUCUUGUAUCUUAUAGUGUUUUUUUUGUUACUGUUGGUAUAGUAGUCUCAAAAUGGCUUGUGUGUCCCAUGCUGUGUGAGUCCUUACUUAUCACAUUAUGUCAGAAGUGGUACAUGUCAACUCAGAUGCUGUUAUGUAGCAGGUAGACAGGUAAUGACUGUGCCCACUAGCUAGUAUGACAUUGCUUGGCUAUUUCUUAAUUGACAAUAUGCUGAUUACUUUUACUUCGUUGAAUACUAAUUGAUAUCUAGGCUUCAAAACAUCUCAUUUAACUUGCUAAAUUCAAUAUUACUUAGAGCUAAUAAAUGGUGUUAGUUUGUUGUGAUAAUGGCAAAUUAUUUAGCUCUAAAGAUUUAUUUUACAUUUUCAUUAUAUUAGAAGACACUUUUUGUUUUGUGAUAUGUGAACACAGUUUUGUUCCUGAAAAGGAGUAUUUCAAGUAGUUUGAUUAUUGGUACUUUUACAAAUACUUUUUGUUGAGAAGUCAUUCCCCUUGUUUUGUUUUCUAUUGUAUUUUUGUGUAGGAUAUUUUUCUUGAAAGUGUGAUGAGUCUGUUAAAGUCUCUUCAGGUGAAGCUAGAUUUUAAUGGCAGGACUCUCAGAACUAUGUCUAAGUAGCUCCUCUCACUAGAUUGAAGGAAAUUUUUAUGGGCAAUACUAAAAGGCUUCAUAGCCAAACUCACAAUUCUCAUUGAUAGACAGACCCAUUGUAUGUGUACUGUGGCAGUUGUCUAGGGGUGCCAAGAGUUUGUGAUUUUAAAUAAUGCAUUGCCUAAAAAAAUGUGUUGACCUAGUUCAAGCUAAACUUUUUUUUUUUAUUAUUCUGUGGUUAGUUGAAGAUUUAUUGAAAUCCCCAAUGUUGAAAUGUGUGUGCAGGCAACAUUUGGUUGUAUUUCUUUGUUUUGUUCCCAGUAGGUGUGUGGACCUGUAUUUAUUGAAUGGGUUGCUGCCAGUAUUUCGAAUACAUGAUGGAAUCAACUGAGCAGAAUGAGAAGACUGACCACCAGGGCAUGCUCAGGUGUGAAUGGAAACAUUGUACAGCUAAUGUCCAGACUCUAAAAGAAGUAUAUCUAUUAACUAUCUAUGUACUUUGUAUGACAUUGUUGAAUGUCAAUGUGGCCAAGUCGUAGAGCUCAAUGGGUUUCUAAAGGAUUCUUUUGAAAGAACAAAAUACAUUCUGUUUCCUUGUGUAAGAUAAGCAGAGCUUUUGUUGACUGUGUGUGUGUGGACAUUGGUUUGCCGCUAUGUCAGAUGUCAAGGAAUGGUGUCAGUUUGGUGUAUCUUGCCACAGGAGUCAAUGAGAAAGUGCUUCUGUUAUGUUCCUCUGUAUCUUUUGUGCUGUAUGUACGAUUGGGUUAUUAAUGCUGAUUCAAUGUGGCUGCUAUAGUUCUGAGUGUUGUUGAGAAUGCAGUAUGAUCAAUAUAAAUAUAAUUAUGAAUUAUCCUAACAGUUACAUUGUAUUUCAAUUAAUGGAUUUCAACACACAAAAAAACUAUUUAAAAUAAUAAAAAAAAAUACAAUAAAUAUAA
Messenger RNA from Biomphalaria glabrata, 6577 nucleotides. Its product is annotated as serine/threonine-protein kinase TAO1-like. The transcript has 20 exons. The coding region runs from base 289 to 3075 and encodes 928 amino acids. The record is from RefSeq and is a predicted model, not a curated record. Gene Ontology annotation, molecular function: protein kinase activity; ATP binding. Gene Ontology annotation, biological process: protein phosphorylation. Lineage: Eukaryota; Metazoa; Mollusca; Gastropoda; Planorbidae.